Messenger RNA from Gadus morhua (Atlantic cod), 8024 nucleotides. It is a transcript of the gene hcfc1a, whose product is annotated as host cell factor C1a. Gene Ontology annotation, molecular function: transcription coactivator activity; protein binding. Lineage: Eukaryota; Metazoa; Chordata; Actinopteri; Gadiformes; Gadidae. Gene Ontology annotation, cellular component: histone methyltransferase complex. The record is from RefSeq and is a predicted model, not a curated record. Gene Ontology annotation, biological process: regulation of DNA-templated transcription; chromatin remodeling.
AUAUGAAAAUACGUUAUACAGGAAAUCAUCCAACAUUGUUUUAAAAUAAUAUUUAAAAAAAAAGGUUUCCAAGUCUGCGUUUGUCGCCAUGUUUACUUUUGGUGACGCCAAACCUCUUCCAUUUUCCUCCGCCUCUGGUUGUCAAGAAGAUGGCAGCUUCCAGGGAGGCAUGAGAGGGAAUACUUCUUCGCAAAUCGAAUGAAUUUGGAAUAUUGGUUCGAGAUAAGACCAUCUACUUGUACUUUUGCAAUAAGUGAAUCAAAAUACGAGACAUGUCUAAUCCUGGGACCACAGGGUCGGUUCUCCAGCCGCGGUGGAAGCGGGUUCUAGGAUGGUCUGGGCCGGUGCCUCGGCCCAGGCAUGUGACACAGAGCUGGGCUAUAAAGGAGCUUAUGGUCGUCUUUGGAGGUGGAAAUGAAGGAAUUGUCGACGAAUUGCAUGUCUACAACACUGCUACAAACCAGUGGUUUAUCCCAGCUGUCCGUGGUGAUAUUCCUCCUGGCUGUGCUGCCUAUGGGUUUGUUUGUGAUGGCACAAGGUUGCUGGUAUUUGGUGGUAUGGUCGAGUAUGGAAAAUACAGCAACGACCUCUAUGAACUACAGGCCAGCCGAUGGGAAUGGAAGAAGUUGAAAGCAAAGAACCCUAAAAAUGGGCCACCUCCAUGUCCACGUCUGGGUCACAGUUUCUCCCUGGUUGGCAACAAAUGCUACCUGUUUGGUGGACUGGCCAAUGACAGCGAGGAUCCUAAGAACAACAUUCCUAGAUACCUGAACGAUCUGUACACCCUGGAGCUCCGUGCAGGCUCCAGCGUGGUGGGAUGGGACAUCCCGAUCACCUACGGAGUGCUUCCACCACCACGUGAGAGCCACACGGCUGUGGUCUACACAGACAAGACCAGCAGGAAGUCUCGUCUCAUCAUCUACGGCGGCAUGAGUGGCUGUCGUUUAGGAGACUUGUGGACACUGGAUAUUGAAACCCUGACCUGGAACAAGCCGUCAGUAAAUGGCACAGCUCCACUUCCCAGGAGUCUUCACUCAGCCACCACCAUCACCAACAAGAUGUAUGUGUUUGGCGGCUGGGUUCCUCUGGUGAUGGAUGACGUCAAGGUGGCCACACAUGAGAAGGAAUGGAAGUGCACCAACACACUCGCCUGCCUGAACCUAGACUCUAUGUGUUGGGAAACGGUGUUGAUGGAUACGCUGGAGGACAACAUCCCACGAGCGCGCGCUGGUCACUGCUCUGUAGCCAUCAACUCCAGACUAUAUGUAUGGAGUGGACGCGAUGGCUACCGCAAGGCGUGGAACAACCAGGUCUGCCUGCAAAGACCUCUGUAUUAUGUUUUCACAGAUCGGCCGCACGCACCAGCCAGGGUUCAGUUAGUUCGUGCCAACACCAACUCGCUCGAGGUGAGCUGGGGCGCUGUCUCCACGGCGGACACCUACCUGCUCCAGCUGCAGAAGUACGACAUCCCAGCAGCCACCGCUGCCACGUCUCCUGCCCUGACUGCCACCCCCUCACUGCCCGGCCACGCCCCCAAGAGCCCUGCCCCGGCCGCCACCGCCCUGUCCGCUCAGAGUCACCCACAGACAGCUAUAUUGAAGGUUGCGGCUCCCCAGUCUGCAACGGGUACGUCCAUCGUCACCGUCCGUCCCAACCAGAUGGGGAAGUCCCCCGUCACUGUGACAUCACUUCCUCCCGGGGUUCGCAUGGUAGUGCCGGCCCAGAACACGCAGGGAUCGCCAAUCGGCAGCAGCCCUCAGAUGAGUGGCAUGGCAGCUCUGGCUGCAGCAGCGGCAGCUACACAGAAGAUUCCGCCCUCCUCCGGCACUGUCCUCAGUGUACCCGCUGGGGCAACCAUCCUCAAAACAAUGGCGGUCUCCCCCGGCACCACCACCGUCAAAAUGUCCUCUCCACUCAUGGUGAGUAACCCGGCCACCCGUAUGCUGAAGACUGCAGCUGCCCAGGUGGGGUCCGCCACUGGGUCCUCUCCCAACACGCCCACCAGGCCCAUCAUCACCGUGCACAAGUCAGGCACAGUAACAGUAGCCCAGCAGGCCCAGGUGGUCACCACUGUGGUGGGAGGAGUCACCAAGACCAUCACCCUGGUCAAAAGCCCCCUCACCAUGGGCAGCGGAGGCACGCUGCAGAUCUCCAACCUUGGCAAGAUGAUGUCGGUAGUACAAACCAAGCCAGGGCAGACGUCUAUUGGGGGCCAGUCUUCGACAAACCCCCUCACGCAGCUCAUACAGACAAAGGGUGGUCUUCCAGCUGGAACCAUCCUGAAGCUGGUGACCUCUGCGGAUGGCAAGCCAACCACCAUCAUCACCACCUCCCAAGCAGGGGGUGGCGGCAACAAGCCACACAUUUUGAACAUUAGUGGCAUGUCCCCCAGCAACAAGCAGGGCACCACCAUCAUCAAGACCAUCCCUGUCUCGGCCAUCAUGACCCAGUCUGGAGCCACAGGUGUCACAAGCAGUUCAGGCAUGAAGACCCCUAUUACGAUCCUAACCACAAAGAUGAUGACCUCUGGCACCCCUGGCAAAAUCAUCACCGCUGUGCCUAAACUUGGCGGUGCCUCUGGCCAACAAGGACUCACACAGGUGGUUUUGAAGGGAGCUCCUGGACAGCCAGGGACCUACCUACGCACCGUGCCCAUGGGCAGCAUGGGGGGAGUUCGACUCGUCACACCCGUCUCUGUAUCCGCUGUCAAGCCUAAUGUUACCACCUUGGUUGUCAAGGGAACCACCGGAGUCACCACUCUGGGGACAGUCACUGGCACAGUAUCCACCAGCCUGGCAGGGGGCAGUGUUGCUACUGCCAAUGCCUCUUUGGGCACCCCAAUCACCACCCUGGGCACCAUCGCAACCCUGUCCAGUCAGGUGAUUAAUCCCACCUCCAUCACUGUGUCUGCAGCCCAGACCAACCUGACCUCUGUGUCCUCGCUUCCCUCCUCUGCAAUCCCUGUGCAGAACCAGCCUACCCAGGUGACCCUCAUUACCACACCCAGCGGUGUAGAGGCCCAGCCAGUGCAGGACCUCCCAGUCUCGAUCCUGGCUUCGCCCACCUCAGAACAGCCCAGUUCCACUGAGGCCGCCAGCGCCGGGGAGGGCUCCGGUACCGUUACCCUGGUGUGCUCCAACCCCCCGUGUGAGACCCAUGAGACGGGCACCACCAACACGGCCACCACUUCCUCCGCCACCAUGGGUGCGGGUCAGGUGUGCUCAAACCCCCCGUGUGAGACCCAUGAGACGGGCACAACCAACACGGCCACCACCGCCUCCUCCAGCAUGGGGACGCUGCGCAUGUGCUCCAACCCGCCAAGCGAGACCCAAAAGACGGCGGUUACCAACACGGCCACCACCACCACCUCUUCUUCCGUGGGCGGGGCUCCGAAGGUGUGCUCCAACCCACCGUGCGAGACCCACGAGACGGGCACCACCAACACAUCCACCCAGGCCGCAUCCAGCAUGGGCAACACACAGAAAAGCACCGACUCUGGUACGGCACAGAGGGUCUGCUCCAACCCGCCUUGCGAGACCCACGAGACGGGCACCACCAACACCUCCACCCAGGCCGCAUCCAGCAUGGGGGGUGGCCAGACCAGCACAGACUCCGGAACGGCGCAGAGAGUCUGCUCCAACCCGCCCUGUGAAACCCACGAGACGGGGACCACCAACACCUCCACCCAGGCCGCUUCCAACAUGGGGGCUGGCCAGACCAGCACAGACUCUGGGACGGCGCAGAGAGUCUGCUCCAACCCGCCCUGUGAAACCCACGAGACGGGGACCACCAACACCCCGUCCACGGCGACCUCCACCAUGGGGGGCGACCAGACGAGCACAGGCUCCGACACAGUCCAGAGGGUCUGUUCCAACCCCCCCUGUGAGACUCACGAGACGGGGACCACCAACACUGCUACCACUGCCAGCUGCAACAUGGAGACCGGCGAGGGCGCAGCCCAGCAGACAGAGGAGGGUGCAGAUGGGACCGGCGGUUCAGAGGCCGCCUCCACCACCGCAGCAGCCGGGUCCAGCCCGCCCAGCGCCUCCCAAGGCCGGGCGGUCACCACCGUCACCCAGGCCACGCCAGCCCCUGGGCCCUCUGUACCUUCCAUCUCAUCGAUCACAGAGGGGGCCAGUUCAGCCAGCGGGGCCACGGAGGAGCCCAUGCAGACGGACGAGGCCCCGGCUGCAGAGGCGGCCCCAGCCGAGGAGGCCCCCACAGCCAUGGAGGCCCAGGCACAGGGAGAGGCGACAGCAGCAGCCUCAGCCCCCUCCACCACCACACUGAACCUCCCCGCCGAGCUCAUGUCCGAGGGCCAGGGGGCCACGCUCAUGGUGACCGGCCUCUCUGACGAGGAGCUGGCCGUCACCGCCGCCGCAGAGGCCGCCGCCCAGGCCGCCGCCACAGAGGAGGCCCAGGCCCUGGCCAUCCAGGCUGUGCUGCAGGCCGCCCAGCAGGCCGUCAUGAACGAGAGCGACUCGAGCGGCGACCGACAGCAGCAGGCCGGCAUUCCCAUCGUGUUGACCCAGCAGGAUCUGGUGGCACUGGUCCAGCAGCAGCAGCAGCUGCAGGAGGCCCAGGCCGCCGCCCAGCAGGCCAGCGUGGACGCCAGCCUGCCCACCGAGGGCCUGGCCCCCGCAGACAGCCUCAACGACCCCUCGGUGGAGAGCAACGGCCACAACGAGAUGGCCGCCAGCGUCACCACCGCCGUGGCGUCCCUGCUACCGCGCACCACCGCCGAGGCGCUGGCCCCGUCGAGCACGUUCGCGCCCGUCGUGGCCAUGGCCAGCCCGGCCAAGCUGCAGGCCGCAGCCGCUCUGACCGAGGUGGCCAAUGGCAUCGAAGGAGGGAAGCAGAAUCCCCAGCCAGCACCAGUGAAGACCGUGUUAAAGAAGGAGAACCAGUGGUUUGACGUGGGCAUCGUCAAGGUCACCAACAUGGUGGUCACACACUUUUUCAUGCCAUCCGACGACUCGCAAGGGGAUGAUGACUCGGGUGUAAUGCCAGACUACGGCCAGAUGAAGAAGAUGGAGCUGCAGCCAGGCACCGCCUACAAGUUCCGGGUGGCCGGGAUCAACGCGUGUGGUCGUGGAUCCUUCUCCGAGAUCUCUGCGUUCAAGACCUGUCUACCAGGGUUCCCUGGGGCUCCUUGCGCCAUCAAAAUCAGCAAGAGCCCAGACGGCGCCCACCUGACCUGGGAGCCCCCGUCGGUGACGUCCGGGAAGAUCAUCGAGUACUCUGUGUACCUGGCCAUCCAGAGCAACCAGACCGCAGAGGCCAAGACCUCCACCCCGGCCCAGCUGGCCUUCAUGCGUGUGUACUGCGGCCCCAGCCCCUCCUGCCUGGUGCAGUCGUCCAGCCUCUCGAACGCACACAUCGACUACACCACCAAGCCAGCCAUCAUCUUCCGCAUCGCCGCCCGGAACGAGAAGGGCUACGGCCCCGCCACUCAAGUCCGAUGGCUCCAAGAAUCCGGCAAAGACGCAGCCUCGGCGAAACCCGCCCCCAAAAGACCAGGCACCUCGCCCGAUACUAAGGCUACUGGUCCAAAGAAAGCGAGAACGGAUCAGUGAGACUGCCCAGAGACCUGACCCCACCCUGCCUUCCUCCCUCCUCUCCUCCCACCACAACCCCUGUCUUUAGCCCCCUUCUCCACUCACUGUCUUUAUCCAGAGCCUGAACCCCUCCACUACCACCUCAUCCUCCUCCUACCCCCCCCCCUCCCCAUCUUUCAUCCUCAAGUGUGACUCGAGUCCAGCUCCUGGAGAACAGAACACCUUUAUGAAGCCCUGAUGGCAGUCACUCUGAGACCUCUGUAGAUAAUACCCUUCUCUUUUUUUUUUGUUGGUUAAACAUUUUUUCUGUGUGUAUUUUUAAGAGCGACACAAAGUUAGAAGCACAUUAGCGCUAUUUCAGUCCGAUCUGCCAUCUUUUGCUAGUUUCAGUAGUCCAGCUGUAGAGAUGCAAGUACAGCUUCCGCCAACCCGGGAGCUCACCUACGCAUAUUCUUACUUUGGUUUUGUUCUUUUUUCAUUUUUUUUUUUCUUGAAUAUCUCGGGAUUUGGGAGGGUGGGCAGGGGGUUGUUAAAAAAACUACAUAAAAUGAUGUACAGUGCUGGAAAUGCAGUGGCAUAAGUUAAGAUGCUGGGGGAACGGAGAGGGUAAUAAUCAGUUUGGAAACAAAUAAAGCACUUGUCCUCACAGAGAGAGGACAUCCUUCUUCUUUUUUGUGCUCAGAUACAAAAUUUGCUUCAAGAAUCCGAUCUGUACAGACAUACUGGAUUCCAAUUUCCUGGUAUUGUCAUCACUGUGCGCUUUCCCCCAAGAUGACGACUGGAGACGGACACACAGUGGACAAACGACGAAGGAAGAGAUUUGUAGAGUGACAUAGACUUGCUAGGACUGAGACUUGCAGCACACACACAACUUGCAAAAUCUUCCCAAAAAAGUUAGCAAGCAAUGAUGCAGAAGACCUUUUGUGUAGUUUAUUUUUGUAUUUUUUAAGCUUUUUUGUUUUGUUCUUCCUGUGUGUAUGUCUAGUGUGCAUUUUAAAAACAAAAACAAGAUUUUUUUUUAACUGUUGUUCAUCCCCAUAGUAUGUGUUUGUGGGAAGAGGGUUGGCUGUGUUGCGGUUGCCACUGUAUUUUUAAAUAUUAAUUCAGUUGGUUGUACGUUCUUGUUGUAACCGAAGGUAUGAAAGCGAGGCAAGACUGUUGUAUUCCAGCUAGGAUGCAGAGCUCACGGGACUGAAGGGAGCUUUGAACCAGACCCCGUGGAGGUCCUCAAUUUGUUGCUUUCCUUUUUACUACGACUUGCUCAAUGCUUGUACGUCUUUGUUUUUGCCAAACAUCAAGAAGCUAAGGAGUAUAAUAAGGAAUAUAUGAUCUGCCCGGCCCCCCUACAUCAUUAAAUACCCAAGUAAAUUGUCUUAUGCUUUUAUGCUAUUAAACGUGGUGUCCUACCCUUUCUUUACUUUUUUAGAAUGACAAAUUCUAUUAGACUCAUCCUGUUGAUCCUGUAUGUGAACCCCAUUUAAUAAAUUUAAUUUUUUUUUUCUUCUAUGGCUCUAUUCCAGAUUGCUGGCAGUGUGCAAGCUCAUGAAUAUGUAAUGGUUUUGAAUGGUAUGCCUUGGGAGGAAAGCUCACAUAGCCAGUGUACCCACUUGUAAAUUAGUUCGUUCAUAUAGCAAGAAUUAAAGAGAAAAAAAAACAUCUUGGCCUUUUAUAUAAUUACUUGUAACAGUUUUUACAUGUUGGUCAUCUCUUGAUUGCCUUUUGUGUCUUUACAUAUAAAAAAAACCCAGACAAAUAAGAUAUAUCAAUAUAUACAGUCUCCUUAUUUGCUUCUGUCAGGCCAAGUCACUGUAGGAGUCGGAAUCACUGCUAGGUCCAUUCUAAUACAACACUUGUGCAUGGGAGAGGUAUCCCUGAUUGGCCACAAGUUUGUCAUUUCCUAAGAAAAGCAUUUGUGUCGUGAGGGUCUUGGGCGGGGGGAGAACGGCGCCAAGCUCACUUGCCUCUCCCUCUCGCAGGUCCAUUGGGUCUCCGUUUGGGUCUUUUUCUGAUUUAUUUCUCUUGACAAAAGUUAUCUUCAUAUGCAUUCAUUAUUUUGUGCGUGUCAGUGUGUCUGUUGAGCAAAACUAGACAUGCAUGCAAAAAGCAGUGUAUUUAAGUAGUGAUGCCUUAAGUUAGACCAUAAGCUGAAGGUCCUCAAAAGAAGAAAAAAAAAAAGCAUUUGAGUUUGUAUCUCUUCCCAUGUGGUAUACAAGUGUGCCCCUUUUCCUUGCUGGAUCACUGUUUUCGCCACCUUGUUAGGUCGUCAACAUCAGCAGUGCCGAGGUCUUUCUGAAUUUGUCCUCCCACACUGGGAAUGGUGCGGGUCUCAGCACUGACAGCGGGCGCGAGUUUCCCUCGGCUGUUUGCAGGCUAACUGGAAAUGUCCUGUAUUUUCCAAUGUGUGUUUUUUGUACUGUAGGGAGUAAUGUAUCUUUUAUCAUCAAAAAUAAACAUGUUAAACAUUAA